Messenger RNA from Cryptotermes secundus, 1165 nucleotides. RefSeq names its product ATP synthase lipid-binding protein, mitochondrial (gene ATPsynC). Gene Ontology annotation, molecular function: proton transmembrane transporter activity. The record is from RefSeq and is a predicted model, not a curated record. The transcript is spliced from 5 exons. Gene Ontology annotation, biological process: proton transmembrane transport; proton motive force-driven ATP synthesis. Bases 86 to 508 code for a protein of 140 amino acids. NCBI's taxonomy places the organism in Eukaryota, Metazoa, Arthropoda, Insecta, Blattodea, Kalotermitidae.
CCUACUUUCUGUUCUUUGGUAAGUUCGGGGGUUGUGAGGAAGGAUUUAAUUGACCAAAAUACACCACCACCACCACCACCCCAAAAUGUUCGCCUGUGCCCGAUUCAUUGCCCCUGUUGCCAGGACCGCCUUGGUGUCAGGAUCUCGAGCAUACAUCCGACCAAUUAGCAGUGGCUUGAUAAGUUACAACAGCCCACUUCAACAAAAUUUUACACAGACGACAUCCCCAGUUAGUUUGCUUCCAGCAGUUCGUAACUUCCAGACAACUGCUGUGACAAGAGAUAUUGAUUCUGCAGCCAAGUUUAUUGGAGCUGGAGCAGCUACUGUAGGUGUAGCUGGCUCAGGGGCUGGAAUUGGAACAGUAUUCGGCUCCCUCAUCAUUGGUUAUGCAAGGAACCCAUCACUCAAGCAGCAGCUGUUCUCAUACGCCAUCUUGGGAUUUGCCUUGUCUGAGGCCAUGGGUCUAUUUUGUCUUAUGAUGGCUUUCCUCUUGCUAUUUGCAUUCUAAACGCAUUUUAGUUAAUACCUACUCACUGCCACCAUGGAAGUGAAAACUUCUCUGGGGUUUAGGGCCUUCCAUGGAAUAAAGCUGUGGAGGCGUGACUUAGUUUCGUGCUUUUCCUUUUAAUAUUUGGUGACUUUUCGAGAUGGUGAUCUUGUAUUGCAAGUGUGUCAUGGGGUUUUGUGGACAAUACAGUUAUCCUUCCGUUUAUCAAGGCCACCUUCGAGAGAAGACCAAGAGAAGAAACGAUUGUCAGCUGAACUCUGCGGAAUUAUUCCAUGGUUUCUCCCACACUUGUAGCGGAAAUGGAGCUGCCUGCAUUAUGUUCAGCAAUAGGACAGUUUUGAGUGGGAUUACUAUAAUAAAGAGAUGAAAUCCUGUUUGCAGAGGAUAGUCAUGUGAAAUUAAAUUAAGUUUGUAACUCAUUUCUUAAUACCAGGAGAACUUCAUAUCCAGUGACUCAAGAAUUGUUUGGCAGAAAAUUGAUCCAAUUUUCAAUGUAUAUUUGUGAGGAUUUAUUACUUUGCUGUUGUGCACCACAAAAUGUAUUUGGACUCUAAUUAUUAUGUAAGAUGGGAGAGGAAUAUUAUGUUCAUUGUACAGUGUUAGAACAAGUAAAUCUUAGUUGCAAAAAAUUGCCCCAUGCAGGGUAGCUCGAACAAA